AGGCGCGUACGAAAGGGGAUGAGAGACGCCGUCGCUGCUUCACGGAUCAAUCUGCGUCUCUCCUUCCCCCUUCCUUUCUCCUGCGAUCCCCCCUUCCCACCGCGGCCGAUGGCCGCGGCCGCCGUCGCCCGAUGCCUCGUUCUUAGCGGUUCCCUCCCCGGCUCGCCCGUCGCCUGGCACGAUGUCCCCAAGAACCCGUCUCCUUCUCCGCCGCCUCCGCUUCCCUGCGUUGCCGGCUUCUGCAGGGGCUCCGUCGGUUUUCCCACCUUCAAGAACGCCAAAUCGCCCCGAUUUUCGUCUUCCCGUCGCUUCUCCUCGUCCGAUCUCCAAGAUUCGAAGCCGGCGCAGGACCUCGCUCUUCUUCUUGAAGUCGAAGGGGUUAUUGCAGACAUAUAUCGUUUAGGAAAUCGGCAAGCGUUUAAUGUAGCAUUUCAGAAACUUGGGCUGGAUUGUGCUAAUUGGACAGAACCGAUAUAUGCUGAUCUGAGUAGGAAGGCUGCUGGUGAUGAAGAACGGAUGUUGAUCUUAUUUUUCAACAGGAUUGGCUGGCCUGCUUCAUUGCCUACAAAUGAAAAAGAAGCAUUCAUGAAAAGAGUUUUACGUGAAAAGCAAAAAGCUUUGGAAGAUUUUUCUACCUCAAGCAGCUUAACUUUGCGACCUGGGGUUGAGAAUUUUAUUGAUGAUGCACUUAAUGAAGGUUUACCUGUUGCCCUGUUGAUAGCCUACAGCAAAUAUGGGGACAAAGCAGGCAGGUCUAUUAUUGAAAAACUGGGCCAAGAACGGUUGUCCAAAGUGAAAAUAGUUGGUAAGGAAGAAGUGAAAGAAAGUUUGUAUGGGCAACUUGUUCUAGGGAAAGGAGUGUCAUCUAGCUUGGAGGAGUUACUUGCCAAAGAAGUACAGAAAGCAGCUACGAUGGAGAAGCAAAGGAUUGCACAGGAUGUUGCAUCCAUUUUGAAACUAAGUGUUGAUAUAGAUAUCAGUUCGCCUGAAAGCUUGGAGAACAUAAUUGUAACAUUGCGAGCUGGAGCUGAAUAUACAGGUUUACCUGUGGACAACUGUGUGCUGAUAGCGGGAAGCCAAUCUGGUGUCUAUGGGGCUGAGCGAAUAGGAAUGCCUUGUGUUGUUAUCCGAAGCGGCGCCACAGCUAGAGCUGAAUUCCGGUCAGCAAAGGCUGUUAUGGAUGCAUUUGGUGGAGCGGAUCUAACUCUCUCUAAGCUGCGCCGCAAGAAGUGGUCGUAGGUGAAUCGAGAGACUCGUCUACGCACAAAAACCCUGACCUGGGCAGGGCAGGAGGGUUCUCUGCCUGGGGCCCCUGAUGUGAGGUCCAAUCAAUGUGUUGUUUAGUACAAGACAUCUUUUCGCACGUGUGCACCUUCUUUUUCCUAUAGGACAUUCUUUCAACAGCAGAACAUAGAAGAUACAUAAUAUAAUAAUAAUAAUAAUUAUUAUUAUUAUUAUAAUGCUUCAGACUUUGGUUUACAUAGAAGAUGUAUUAUUACCUCAAGUACUAAUUACAUUGCUGCUACAAGUAAUGUUAA
Messenger RNA from Musa acuminata AAA Group (dessert banana), 1538 nucleotides. Its product is annotated as CBBY-like protein. The record is from RefSeq and is a predicted model, not a curated record. The transcript has 11 exons. Lineage: Eukaryota; Viridiplantae; Streptophyta; Magnoliopsida; Zingiberales; Musaceae. Gene Ontology annotation, molecular function: hydrolase activity. Bases 19 to 1239 code for a protein of 406 amino acids.